Molecule: messenger RNA, 684 nt
Organism: Chlorella variabilis
Lineage: Eukaryota; Viridiplantae; Chlorophyta; Trebouxiophyceae; Chlorellales; Chlorellaceae
Exons: 4
Coding region: 1-684 (227 amino acids)
Source: RefSeq, a predicted model, not a curated record
AUGGGCGCCGCCGCCCGCCACGCCCUCCUGGUGCAGGACUUUGCGGCGCUGCAGCUGGAGGAGAUUGAGAAGAACAUUGCGUCGCGGCGCAACAAGAUCUUCCUGCUGAUGGAGGAGGUGCGGCGGCUGCGCAUCCAGCUGCGCCUGCGGGGCGUGGCGGAGGAGGCGACGCCCGAGGAGGAGUACCCCUCCUCCAUCCCUUUCUUCCCGCCCAUCAACGAGAAGACCAUCAAGAUGUACACGCGCUUCUACGCCAUCACGGUGGCAGGCAUCAUCACAUUCGGAGGGCUGGUGGCUCCUAUCCUGGAGGUCCGCCUGGGCAUCGGAGGCUCCUCCUACUUUGACUUCAUCCGCUCGCUGCAUCUGCCCACCCAGCUGGCCCAGGUGGACCCCAUAGUGGCCUCCUUCUGCGGCGGCGGCGUGGGCGUGCUGACCGCGCUGCUCAUCGUGGAACUCAACAACUCCAAGAUGCAGGAGAAGCGGCGGUGCAUCUACUGCGAGGGCUCGGGCUACCUGACCUGCGGCAACUGCGUGGGCACGGGGGUGAGCGGCGGCGAGGGCGCCAUGUGCGCCAACUGCGCCGGCACCGGCAAGGUCAUGUGCACGAGCUGCCUCUGCACCGGCAAGAAGCUGGCCACGGAGCACGACCCGCGGGUGGACCCCUUCACGCUGGGCAUGGAGUGA